CCCAUGCACUUUCUUUCAAAGGAACUGACCUGAGACACAAGCCUGAAAAUGUAUGCAGCUGCUCCCCCAUAGGACUGUCAUUUACGUCCCUGUUUCCAGAGAACCUUGACCUCAGCUGAUGACCGUAGGGUUGCAUGGCCUCGCAGAAAAAGAACUAAGCUGUGGUCAUACAGCUCUGUACAACUUUUGGAAAAGAGGAACUGAUUCCUUCCAGACUAGUCUAUCAAGUUUUUGAGGACACCCAGAAGAGUAAAGAGUUUUGUCUUCUCUCUCCAGUGGGUUCACGUGUCAUGUUGGCCCUUCGUUACUUUUAGCAGCCUGUUUAAAUCGGUGGUAGCUAAGAAGUGAGCAGGAUGCCCCCAGGCAUUUACUGCCCUAUGGAAUUCUGGUCCAAGGGGGAAAAUCAAAACAUCCAGGUGGACUUUCUGCUGCCCACAGGCAUAUACUUAAACCUCUCCGUGUCCUGCAAUGCCAGCUUGGGCACCAUCAAGCAGGUGGUGUGGAAGCAUGCUCAGUAUGAGCCGCUGUACCAUAUGCUCAGUGAUCCCGAGGCCUAUGUCUUCACAUGCAUCAACCAGACAGCAGAACAGCAAGAGCUGGAGGAUGAGCAACGGCGGCUUUGUGACAUCCAGCCCUUCCUACCGGUACUGCGGCUCGUGGCUCGAGAAGGUGACAGAGUCAAGAAAGUUAUUAACUCCCAGAUCAGCCUGCUCAUUGGAAAAGGUUUGCAUGAGUUCGACUCUGUGCAGGAUCCAGAGGUGAAUGAUUUCCGCACCAAAAUGUGCCAGUUCUGUGAGGAGAGAGCAGCAAAGCGGCAGCAGCUCAGCUGGGCAGCUUGGAUGGAGUACAACUUUCCCCUGCAGCUGGAGCCCAUGGCCAAAGGCCUUGGGACUGGUUCUCUACAUACUCCCACCAAGAACAUUUUUGUCAACGUCAAGUUUCAGUCUGGCGGGGAGAGCUUCACUUUCCAGAUCUCCCCAAAGGAGUUCCCCAUCACGCUAAUGAGCUAUGCUAUCAAGAAGCAGGCUACUGUCUUCCGCCAUGAGACAGUGGAGAACCCAGAGGACUACACCCUACAGGUGAAUGGGAAAUACGAAUACCUCUAUGGGAACUACCCCCUGUACCAGUUCCAGUAUAUUCGCAGCUGCCUGCACCGAGGCCUAACGCCCCACCUGACCAUGGUACACUCCUCCACUAUCAUUGCUAUGAGAGAUGAGCAAACCAACUGUAUUGCCAGCCCCCCGAAGAUGGUUGCCAAGCCUCCCCCACUCCCUAAGAAAAAGCCAAACUAUGGUUCUCUCUGGUCCUUAGAGCAGUCUUUCUACAUUGAGCUGGUGCAAGGUAGCAAGGUCAAUGCAGAUGAGAGAAUGAAGCUGGUGGUGCAAGCAGGUCUCUUUCAUGGCAAUGAGAUGCUGUGCAAGACAGUGUCAAGCUCUGAAGUGAACGUAUGCUCAGAGCCAGUGUGGAAGCAGAGGCUGGAUUUUGAUAUUAACAUCUGUGACCUUCCCCGUAUGGCGCGGCUCUGCUUUGCUCUCUAUGCUGUCAUCGAAAAGGCAAAGAAGGCACGUUCCACAAAGAAGAAGUCCAAGAAAGCUGACUGCCCAAUCGCCUGGGUGAAUGUCAUGCUCUUUGACUAUAAGGACCAGCUGAAAACAGGGGAGUGCUGCUUGCACAUGUGGUCCUCCUUUCCAGAUGAGAAAGGGGAACUUCUGAACCCCAUGGGCACGGUACAGUGCAACCCCAACACAGAAAGCGCAGCAGCCUUGGUCAUCUGCUUCCCCAGCAUUGCUUUGCAUCCUGUGUAUUACCCAUCGUUCGAGCAGCUGCUGGAGUUGGGGAGGAAUGGAGAACAACCCCGCACUGCACCAGAAGAUCCUGAGGAGAAGCUGCAACUGAAGGAGAUACUGGAGCGGAGGAGCCACACUGAACUGUAUGAGCACGAGAAAGACCUGGUGUGGAAGAUGAGAUAUGAUAUCCGUGACCAAUACCCACAAGCUUUGGCAAAGCUGCUUAUUAUCACCAAAUGGAACAAGCAUGAAGAUGUUGCCCAGAUGAUUUCCCUGCUUCAGACCUGGCCGGAGUUGCCUGUCCUGAAUGCCUUGGAGCUGCUGGAUUUUAGCUUUCCGGACCGUUAUGUUGGUUCCUUUGCUAUCAACUCAUUAAAGAAGCUGACAGAUCAUGAAUUGUUCCAAUACCUGCUACAACUUGUCCAGGUGCUUAAGUAUGAAUCCUACUUAGACUGUGAAUUAACCAAGUUCCUGCUGGACAGGGCAUUAGCCAACCGCAAGAUUGGCCACUUCCUCUUCUGGCAUCUGAGGUCAGAAAUGCAUGUUCCUGCCGUUGCCUUGAGGUUUGGCCUGAUCCUGGAAGCAUACUGCAGAGGCAGCACCCAUCACAUGAAAGUUUUGAUGAAACAGGGAGAAGCACUCAACAAGAUGAAAGCUCUGAAUGACUUCGUUAAAGUGAGUUCUCAGAAGGCCACCAAGCCUCAAACCAAGGAGAUGAUGCAUAUGUGCAUGAAGCAGGAAACUUAUCUUGAAGCACUUUCCCACCUCCAGUCCCCCCUGAACCCCAACAUUAUCCUCGCUGAAGUUUGUGUGGACCAGUGCACCUUUAUGGAUUCCAAAAUGAAACCUUUAUGGAUUGUGUUUAAUAAUGAAGAGACAGGUGGAGGUGGAGUGGGCAUUAUUUUUAAAAAUGGAGAUGAUCUUCGGCAGGACAUGCUGACGCUGCAGAUGAUCCAGUUGAUGGACAUCCUGUGGAAGCAGGAGGGCCUGGACCUGAGGAUGACCCCUUAUGGCUGCCUCUCCACAGGAGACAAGACUGGACUAAUAGAAGUAGUCAUGCAUUCAGACACCAUUGCCAACAUCCAGCUGAACAAGAGCAACAUGGUGGCCACUGCAGCCUUCAACAAGGAUGCACUGCUGAACUGGCUAAAGUCCAAGAACCCAGGUGACGCAUUAGAACAAGCUAUAGAGGAAUUCACUCUUUCCUGUGCUGGGUACUGUGUGGCAACGUAUGUUCUGGGGAUAGGUGACCGACACAGUGAUAACAUCAUGAUCCGGGAAACUGGACAGCUGUUCCAUAUUGAUUUUGGUCACUUUCUGGGGAACUUCAAGACUAAAUUUGGUAUUAACAGAGAACGAGUUCCUUUCAUCUUAACCUAUGACUUUGUGCAUGUCAUCCAGCAAGGAAAAACUAACAACAACGAGAAGUUUGAAAGAUUCAGGGGUUAUUGCGAAAAAGCCUACAUGAUUCUGAGGCGUCAUGGCCUUCUCUUCCUGCACUUGUUUGCACUGAUGAAAGCUGCUGGCCUGCCAGAACUCAGCUGCUCUAAAGACAUUCAGUAUCUAAAGGAUUCCCUAGCUCUUGGGAAAACAGACGAGGAGGCACUGAAGCACUUCAGACUGAAGUUCAAUGAAGCCCUGCGAGAGAGCUGGAAAACCAAAGUGAACUGGCUGGCACACAACGUAUCCAAAGAUAACAGACAGUAGAGCAACAUCAGCCUGCACACUUGCUGCAAGAGAAUGUAAUACCUGCACUGAGUCCAGCAAUUUGAGACAGGUUUUUAAAGACUGAUGAAUGUUGCCAGGAUGAAGAUCCCGCACCUGCAUUCCCAGAGAUCAGACAUUUCUGCAUGACUGAAAAACUGUUGGACUGUCAUCAGCCACAUAAUCACGUCUGCUGUAGAUCUUUAGGGAACAAGGGAGAGAUGUGAGGCAAUAAAAUUACAGCAGACAAUGAAAGGUAGGUAGAUGUACUGUAUCCUUAAGAACUUAAGCUUCAAAUACAGCUUCUCAUAGAAGAGUUGAGACAGUUGUAACAUCCUUCCAGUGUGUUAACGUGUCCAUUCUGUCUUGAAAAUUCAGCCGAACACUGAGAACGUACUAUGCCUGUAACUCCUACGGCCCAUCCUUCUAGGUCCCCACCAUUACAGCCGAGAGGCAUUAACUUCACCAUGCGAUUGCUCCUCCUGUCCUGUUUCAGUGUACAUCAAGGCAGGUCAGCUCAAAUCACCACUGAAGCUGACUUGGACAAAUUUUUUACUCUGUAUUGUGACAGGGUAAAAAUAUCCAUGUUGUCAUAUUACCUUCUCUCUGCUACAGAGGCUAAAGUGUUAUGAAACUGAACUGGAACCCAUCUAGUGCUGUCAAAAAAACUCAUGCCAGAGGAACAGGCUUGGAUUGACCGAUGGGUUGGGUAUUUUUGUUUGCUUUCCCAAGUCAGACUUUAGUUGAGCCUCAAGCAAUUCCUGGAUUUCUGUGUUUAUUCUGUUUUUAAGCCUGAAAACAGUAAGAUCGCACUUUCAAAAUUGGCAUGUACCGUUGGUUGCUACAUGCACCUCCUGUUGGGGUACAUUAGAGCUAGUUUGCCACCUGGUUUCCCUGUAAUACGUGCACGCAGGGCACUGGCCCACUCCUACGUAAUCACCAGGAUCCAACACUGUAGUUCCAGUGUCAGCUGGGACAGAUGGUACCAUUCUGUGCCUAAGUUACUUGGCCAGUCUGCCUUCCUGUGUGAGGAGAGAGGCGUGCCAGAUGAGCAGGUUUAACACUGAAACACUUACUCACAGUAAGUAGCAUCUCAAUUCUCAUCAUCUUGGAAAUUUAUUUGCUAUUCCCUUCCACAUUCUUCCUCCUCUCAACCAUGGUACGCGACUCUGUUAUUAGAACUGGUGUGCAAAGACUGUGUGUGUCUGUAUGGGGCUAAAGAGCGAGCUGCCGUCAUCUGUGCUGGUACCUACAUCCCGACAGUGUCUGCUCCAGCCUCCUCCUGUUCUCCCUGCUGCCUGUCUCCUUCCCAAGCAGAAUCUGUCCCAUGUCCCACAAGGUGCUGUAAUGAAUCACGUAUUCCUACUCGUGUCAUAUUUUUGUCUCUGGCUAGUGUCCUCACCCGGUGAGCAGUUCUGAGCGCUGGUGGUGCACAGGGACAGAUGAACAGGAGCCACUGCUACCACGCAGUGCCUCACGUGAGCGUAGUGAGGUGCAUCAAGCAGGCAGCAGCCUAUGGGUCAUGCUGGAAGACAGGUAGAGUAGCGUGGUCAGUACCUGCUUCCUUCAGCAGUUCCCUAGGGUGCUUCCUUCUGUUUCCCUGUGUUCUCCACAACAUCUGGUUCCUAUGGAGGUGCUAUAUCAUUCCUGCCUUUUAACGAAUAGCGUAGUCUAAUUUUUCAAGUCACCCCUGAAGCUGAAUCCUGUACUUGAUUUGUAUGCCCUUAACUAGGUUGAGCAAUUUUCUUUUACUCACAGAACUGUUUUUUUUUUUUAAACUUUUACUUACUCUUAAUGAUGUUAGGUUAAAAAAAAAAACAAACAGGCAUUUCACAUCCUGUUUCUGAAGUCACAAGAGAUGCAUGUAUUGUCAAAUGAUGGACAGUUCUCAUGUAAAUUUAGCUUUCACAUCUGGUUUAGAAUGCCCACAAAACCAGCGAGUUUAGGCCAGAGGCCGAACUGGCCUGUUUAUUCUUAAUAAAUGAGAUAUAACUUUGAUUUGAUGGUAGUGUUUUUAUAUCCAGCACAGAGAUAGGUACCACUCAUUCCUGACUUUCAGCUCUCUUUAUACUUUAAAACCAGGUGCCCCUGUACUUUAAAGAAUGCUGCCUUAUACUGGCUGUUCAAAUUCACCUGUUUGUUUUUUUUAAGGACAAGUUGAAAUAUAUUUGUUCUUCAUCAGCUAUAUAGCCAAGUUAACACUGCCUUAAAAAAGUAACUUCUACGCUAAGUAGAAAUGACCAGUAGGCAAUAUGAGAUUUGGUCAGUGAAUGCAAUAUGAAACCCCUUUACUAAACUUGUUACCUUUACGUACAAAGGGAGACUAGCAGAUUAUGAUUCAGUGAUACACUGUUGCUAAUUUAAAUUCUGAUUUAAAGUACUUACUGUUUCUUUUCAUAAAAGAUGUUAUGCUAUGAAGUCUAUUCUAUACUGUUUAGUAUAUAUUGAUAUAAACCAGGUGGCCUCUCUCAGAGCACCAGUUACUAGAAGAAACAGUGAUAUAGCAGACAGCUCAUUUUAACUUUAUAUAACCCUUGGAGACCCCCCCUUUUUCUACACCUUCCAACUGAUGCUGUUGUGAUGGCGAAGUAGCCAGAAUAUUUUGAGAUAGAAUGGCAUGUAGCCUUUCAAGUGAUCCAAAUUACUUAUUAACACAUUCCUCUGUAAUAGUUCUUCAGCAUAUUGUUUAAAAAUAAGUAAUACUGAGAGUAUAUUUGCACCAAGUAAUUGGUUUUGCUGUGUGUUAUAGACCCUACUUGGUUAGCUAGAACUGAAAGCUAGCUUCAGGUCUGCCUGUAACUAUGCAUUCGACCAUAACACUAGAAAAACAACAGUGGGAUACAUGCACACAAACUGACCUGCAGGAAACAAAACGCCAUCUCGAGUGGAGCCAAGCAUUCUACAACUGCUGCUGCUUCCAGAGAGCAGGCUAAAAGAAACUUCCUGUGGUCUGUGAGCAUUGUCCUCUGUGAAAGACGAGCUCUCUGCAAUAUGCUAGAAUAUUGCUCGCUGUUUUCUUGAACUGAACAGCAGGUAGGGGUGUCAGGUUUCAAAUAAGAUCUUAAAACAGUGAAUCCGUAUUUGCAAUUACAAGUAUAGCAUUAUGAAACUGGUCAACAAAUAACAAAAGUAAACCAUCAGACAGGGGGGCUUUUAGCUGCUUAAGUAUUCAUAAGGAUAAUUUUCCUUUCCUGUGCCUGAUUAUAUAGCCUCAUGCUUCACAGGCUAGGAGGAUGCUGGGUGUCACAAUUUAAAUUAGGAGUAGGAAGAUGCUUGUAUCUCUUGCAUCCAGUUAAAAAUUCCAUUACCGCAAGGACUUGGACAAACAAGUUUCCACAGGGUAGCAGAUUACCACACGUCAGCUGCUCUGCCACAACUGACAGCGAGUCUGUGCUUUCACAGCAAGAUGCUGCUGCACACCAUCUGAUGACUGUUGCUUACUAUAUCCCCCCCCAAAAACAACUGGUCACAUAUGUACUUCCCAGCUAAUAUGAUGCAGGACUAAUGCACACAGUGAAUGUCUGGUAAGCACCUGGUUUGUGCAUCAAACCUUUGUGUCACCUACCCUCUAGGAUGAUGCUCUUACAAGGUUCCACCAUUGCCAUCUUUUGUAGUUCGAGGUUUUAUUUUUUUUAAGAGCCAGAUUUGUGGAGACCACGCAUUCUGCACCCAAGCUUCAUGGAAUAUAUAGAAAAUUUGUGGAAUAAAGUAAGGUUGGCAGAGAUCCUGCUGAAAUACCAAAUAAGAAAUGCAAAAAGGAAAACAAGCUCAACGCUCUAAUGGUUGUUUUGAUAUUUGAAGAAAAUACUGCAGGACUUAAGAGCUCUUUGCAUGCAAAUCAGACAGUGAGAAAACAGUACUGGACACAUCUAGAUCGCUGCUCCCUCAGGAGCAGGAGGCAGACAGUUACUAACCCUUUGUGUUCCCUCCCCUGGGGUGGUAAGCCCAGACCCUGCUUGCAGAGUUCCUUUUGACCACACAACCUUGCUCCAUUUUAGAGACUACAUGAAUAUUGCUAUUUCCUUCCUUAUUUAACUAAUUUACAGAGCAAAAAGUAUGUAAAAAUAUCAGGCCACAUGCAGUCUUGAGAUGCACUAAACCCACAACCACCUCAUGAGUGGCUUGUACAUUCUUGUGGAAGGGAAGAAACAUACUACAGUGUUGUAAAUGUCAAAGCAAUUCUCUUACAUCGCCACAAACUGGGAAUCCAGGAUCCUGCCUGUCAUGCUGCAGCAAGGUGCUCUUACCUAGCAGUUUCCUUACUCCCUCUUAGGUACUUGGGUUUGCAGGCUUGCCACGGUUGCUACGUUCAGCUGUUGUUCUGGUAGUGUUUCCAGAAACCUCAGGCCCUAAUAUAGUUCCAGAGAAGUACAAAGCAGCAGUGGCUCAUGUCAUCUGUCCUUCAAUUUGAGAAGUGCAAUAAAACAAAGUUGUAUCAGCGUAAACUGCAAGAACCGAGCAAUUCCAAAGGUGUUUCUCAAUCCAGCAGAGUUUUACAGAGGUUACUUAGUCUAGAAAAUUGACUUACCUCCAAGUAGUAAAAAUACCAAUGAGUCAUCAAGUGGACCUUCUUGCUUGUACACCACUGGAAUAGCACCUUGAAUGAAGCUCUGAUGGCUGUGUCAGGUCAGCAAAGAGCCUUUGACUCCAAACUUACAAAGCAGCAGCUCACCUGAUUGUUUUCAGUAAGUUGAAUUGUACUGAAGAUUGAAACUUAAAUCACUUCCAAAAAUAUUACGUUUCACUAUAAAAUAAUAUAUAAAUACGUAGCUUCUGAUUUUGUAAAUAUACUCAGAGCGAUACCCCUUUCUAUUUCUAUUUAUUUAGAGAUGUUUCUGUGAUUAUUUUUUAACUCUGUACAAACCAAUUGUGCUUAUUCUGUUGCCUUUGAAAAAAGAAGUAUUUUUUUAAGCCAAACCACGGUUCUGUAAGAAGAGAAUGUUUACAUGUUUAACUUUUCAGUUGCUUUAGGUACAUGUUUUGUAAGUCAAAAAAAUAAAAGAUUGGUAAGUUGUUCACAAAUGCUGCCAAAGUCUUUCUAUGUUU
Messenger RNA from Grus americana (Whooping crane), 8537 nucleotides. RefSeq names its product phosphatidylinositol-4,5-bisphosphate 3-kinase catalytic subunit delta (gene PIK3CD). Gene Ontology annotation, biological process: phosphatidylinositol 3-kinase/protein kinase B signal transduction; phosphatidylinositol-mediated signaling; cell migration. Lineage: Eukaryota; Metazoa; Chordata; Aves; Gruiformes; Gruidae. Gene Ontology annotation, cellular component: cytoplasm; plasma membrane; phosphatidylinositol 3-kinase complex. The record is from RefSeq and is a predicted model, not a curated record. The transcript is spliced from 27 exons. Gene Ontology annotation, molecular function: 1-phosphatidylinositol-3-kinase activity; 1-phosphatidylinositol-4-phosphate 3-kinase activity. The coding region runs from base 354 to 3494 and encodes 1046 amino acids.